GCAUUGUUCACGGAAAUACCACAUGAUGUUAGCGCUCACCCUGGAGAAGAUGUAGAGAUGGCGUGCUCCUUUCGUGGCAGCGGUGAUAUCCCCUACUCACUGGAGAUCCAGUGGUGGUAUAUCCGAUCCCACAAGGACUGGGCAAACAAAGAUACCUGGGCAGACAGCCAGGUGAAAUCUCCCCAGUCAACCCAAGAGAAAGGGGCCACCAAGAUAAGUGUGGUGAAGGUAUUUGGCAGUAACAUAUCACACAAGCUGCGCCUAUCUAAUGUCAAGAUCUCAGACGAAGGGACCUACGAGUGCCGCGUGUUAGAUUACAGUGAUGGGAAGGGGCGGCAGCAUCGUGUCAAAGCCUUUCUCCACGUAGAGCUGGAAGCAGGCCGCCGUGGUGCUGCCUCUCACCGCCAACAAGAUACCAGCACUCACCGCCACUUUCAAGUGAAAGAGCUCAAAAAGCGAACGGCGGUGCCUUGUGAGGAAUGCCAGGUCUAG
Staurois parvus is the source of this 492-nucleotide messenger RNA. NCBI's taxonomy places the organism in Eukaryota, Metazoa, Chordata, Amphibia, Anura, Ranidae. The record is from the annotation of a GenBank genome assembly.